GCCCACGAGACGCCACCCGGAGCAGCGGGCUGGGCUCGGCCGCUCCUCUGAGAGCUACGGGCCUGAGCCCGGCGCUGGGGCGCUGGGGCGCUGGGGGCCCUUCUCCCCGGCCACAGAGCUGAGGCCCUUUUCUGCUGUGUCCUUUAGCAAGGGGGAGAAGACGAGGCUGCUGGAGCGCCGCGGGAGGGCCCAGGGACUGCCCGCCAUGCCAAGGAGCUGCGAGCAGCCCCGAAGAGCUGUCACGGCGCCCACCCUUUCCAGCCGGAGAGCUGCCAGCAACGGUGACGUGUGGAAAACAGAUUCCACAAUCUGAUAGAUUGUAAAGUAGGCGGUGGAGAUCGGAAUUGGGACAUUUGCAAUUGCCCCGGUGCAUGCCACGGUGGGAGAGGACGAGGUUUUGCCUGUUGAGAGACCCGUGUUCCAGCUGAGCAGGUUUCUGAAGAAAUUCUACAGCCUCAAGCACGCAAAGACCCAAAUUCCUGACAAGACCCAGUUUGUUCAGCUGGACUUUAAGCAGAUUGCUGCAGAAACCCACUUCCGCCCGGAAAUCGUGGAGCAGUGCGUACACGAGACCCUGCUUCUCUUUGCCGAGGCCCUCCAAGAAAACAAGGAGGUGGAACUCUCCUUCAAGGGCAUCGGCAUCCUUGCUGUGCGAAAAAAAGUGGUCAGCAUGACCUUCUUGGACGAGUGCCUGCUGGAGCUGGAUGGGACAGGGAACAUGCUGGCAGCUCUUCUCGGGGACCCUAAGAUGAUGAGGAUCGUGGCCUUCGCGGGCAAAAACGAUUUUAGUCGUCGCAGUCGAGACACGGUCAUCACGCUGCCAAGGCUUGCAUUUGAGAUCCCCCACCAAACAUCGGUCCCCACGAUUUCUCUGAAGCCCACGAGAGAUCUGGCGCCCUGGGGCGGGGGUGCCCGCAGAGUGAGUGUGCUGGAUCCAGUGUUCCUGGCUCAGCGGAGGGUUUCUCUAGCCAGACAGCAGGUGAAGGAAGGCGAACAGGCUACAGCCAAGGAAGCUGGCCCAGGCAGAUUCCUGCCAGUAAUCCAGCAGAAUUCCAAGGAGGACCUGACGCAGGCCAGACCUCCAGGCUGCCCAGACUUGCAGCUCCCUGCAUGUGCCGCGCAGCCCUCAGGAAUGGGAACGGGCUCCCUCCGCGCGGAGAGGGCAGGGAAACGGCACCAGGUGCUGAUGGCAUCCAGGCGCAAAGAGGUGGAAGCGGAAGUGUGGCACCAAUACCAUGCCAAGAGAGCGGGGCAGCACAUGGAGCGAGGCCAGACCUCCUGCCGCCACCUGUUCGAGGAUCCCUAUCGCCCUCCCCACCUCCUGAGAAAGGCCUACGCCGAGAAGCUGAAGGAGAGGCUACAGGAGAAGGAGAGCUGCCAGAGGCCUGCGAGGCAGAUGGCGUCCGAGGGGCGGGCAGAGCUGCACCCCCCGCAGACAGCGUGGGAAGUCAAGGGGGAGAAGACGAGGCUGCUGGAGCGCCGCGGGAGGGCCCAGGGACUGCCCGCCAUGCCAAGGAGCUGCGAGCAGCCCCGAGGAGCUGUCACGGCGUCCACCCUUUCCAGCCGGAGAGCUGCCAGCAACGGGUGGCAGGGGCGAGGAGCGCCUUUCCAAGGGGAACGUGCCAAAUAAAGGCUGCUGGUGCCUGGGCCCAGCCAGCGUGGCCGUGCUGCUGCCUGCCUUGCCUUUCUCUGCGGCCACGGGCACGGGAGGGGCCCCGCAGCCCCCUGCUCGGAGGGGUCUCUGGGCAAAUGGCCAGAGGACUGGUCCUGCCAG
Messenger RNA from Tyto alba (common barn owl), 1774 nucleotides. RefSeq lists its product as uncharacterized. NCBI's taxonomy places the organism in Eukaryota, Metazoa, Chordata, Aves, Strigiformes, Tytonidae. The transcript is spliced from 10 exons. Bases 671 to 1630 code for a protein of 319 amino acids. The record is from RefSeq and is a predicted model, not a curated record.